Brassica napus (rape) is the source of this 2141-nucleotide messenger RNA. Its product is annotated as putative tRNA (cytidine(34)-2'-O)-methyltransferase. Gene Ontology annotation, biological process: wobble position cytosine ribose methylation; wobble position uridine ribose methylation. The transcript is spliced from 10 exons. The record is from RefSeq and is a predicted model, not a curated record. Gene Ontology annotation, molecular function: RNA methyltransferase activity; RNA binding. Bases 129 to 767 code for a protein of 212 amino acids. NCBI's taxonomy places the organism in Eukaryota, Viridiplantae, Streptophyta, Magnoliopsida, Brassicales, Brassicaceae.
UGAGGAAUGGUCUGAAUAAUAAAUGGGCCUAGAUAUUGACAAUUUGGGCCCAAAUGAUAUUAUUUUCAAAGCGUGCUAAAACAACAUUAUCUGCGGAGGAAGGAAGGAAGUAGGUUGGCUGGGGAAGAAUGGGGAGUUGCGGCCGGAGCAGUCUGAGCUUCUUUAUAGCUUCAAGGCCGUUUCAUCUCCGGCACCAGUCAAGUGACCGUCUCUUGCCUUCUCUUGGCUUAACUCAUCUCAACCUCAAGCGCAAGCUGUCUCUCUCCAUCACUUCAUUUUCCUCCAAGAUUCUGUCUCCUCCUCCUCUCUCGGACAAGGACAAGAGAAGUAAUGCCCUGCCGCGUGGGGCAGGAGAAGGAGUUAAAGAAGAUGCGAGGAGUAAGCUUCUUCAAGUAGUAUUGGUCUCUCCCCAGAUUCCUGGAAACACAGGUUGCAUUGCAAGAACAUGUGCAGCUUCAGCUGUUGGUCUGCAUUUAGUUGGGCCAUUAGGUUUUCAAGUGGAUGACGCCAAAGUAAAGCGAGCUGGUUUGGACUAUUGGCCCUUUGUGGUUGUCAAAGCGCACAGCUCAUGGGCUGAGUUUCAAGAAUAUUUCAGGCAACAGGAGGGAGAGAAACGGAUGAUAGCUUUCACCAAAAGAGGAACAAAGAUACAUUCAGAAUUUUCUUACAGAAGAGGAGAUUACCUCUUGUUUGGUUCAGAGACAAGUGGUCUACCUCCUGAAGCGCUAUCAGACUGCAAAAGCGAGUUACAAAUAGAAACUAAAUAGGGUAUUGUUCCCACCAUUUAAAUAUCCACAUGUCUGCUUAUCAUUAUAUGCAUAUAUAUACAUAGUAAUGGGGUUGAUUAGUAUACUCAGAAAGAUAAAAUUAAAGAAACACUCAAACCUGGAUGAAAAGAAACUUGAGUAGAAGCAAUGUGCCUGCUUGUUGCAGACACCCAGCUCACUAUUUGUACCAUCGCCAUUAUAGCCACAUACCACUUUCUUAUUUCUCCCAUUCUCAUGAUGAAGAUGACUUAUGAUGGUGAUGAUGGCUUUAUAAAGGCCUGAAGAGGUAAAGAGGAAGAAGAAGGAUACGGAGAUUUAAAGAAGCUUUGUGGGUUUUAGAGGGGUUUAGAGCACCAUUAACGGGGGCUUUUAAGAGGGUUUCUAAAAAUAUUGAAGCAUUUAAUUAAAUCAAAACUCAAAAAAAUUGUUGUUAUCGAUCCUUAAUAUAGGAUUUCUGUAACCGAUUACAAAGGGGGUUUUCAACCCACGUGUCAGCAAACUAAAUAAUGAGGCAUUUUUUUUUCUUCUUUCUCGUCUUCUCUUUCUGCAAACGACAAUGGCUUCUCGAUCUCUCUCCUUCUUCAAGUUUCAGAGGUUCUCUGUGGAGAUCAAUGGCCACUUUUACUCGAAAUUGAGUUUCUUUCUAUUUUUUUUUCAUUUCAUUGAUUUGAAAUUGGUUAAAGAGAUAUGGAUCAUGACUUUUCUCUGUUUUUCUUUUUGUAAUAGUUGUGUUAUUUGUUGCAGUAAACCACAAUUGGGCAUGUAGAUCACGGGAAGACUGCUUUGACUGCUGCAAUCACAAAGGUUCUUGCUGAAGAGAGAAAAGCUAAAGCUAUUGCCUUUGAUGAAAUUGAUAAAGCUCCCGAAGAGAAGAAGAGAGGAAAUACUAUUGCUACAUGGGAGCAUUGAGAGAUUCAUCACAGAGUGGAGCAUUGGGAGCAUCUCGUGGUAGUGGUCUGCAUUAUGUUGGGCAUACCACUCCCGCUUUGUUCUAUCUUGCUUUGGGAGGGUCCUUGUUAUCUUAUAUAUACUCUGCUCCACCUCUUAAGUUGGGAAUAGCGAUUGUUUAUAACUUCAAAAGUGUUGAAGGAGACAGAGCAAUGGGCCUUCAGUCUCUCCUAGUAGCUUUUGGCACUGAGGCUGCAAAAUGGAUAUGCGUUAGUGCUAUAGACGUUACUCAGAUCUCUGUUGCCGGUAUGUAGUAUGACUUCUAUUUCUUGUGCUUGAUCUUAUGAACUAGAGGAUCAUUAGUGAAUGUCUAUUCUGGUUGUAGUGUAUCUUGUAGUGAAAGUAUUGUUUUUAAAACUCUUCUCCAAACAAGUGUAAAACAAAUUCUCUCCUUCUCUAUAUAAAAUCAUCUACAUUCCUUCUUUA